Molecule: messenger RNA, 4362 nt
Organism: Gymnogyps californianus (California condor)
Lineage: Eukaryota; Metazoa; Chordata; Aves; Accipitriformes; Cathartidae
Product: alpha-2-macroglobulin-like protein 1
Exons: 37
Coding region: 1-4362 (1453 amino acids)
Cellular component (GO): extracellular region
Molecular function (GO): endopeptidase inhibitor activity
Source: RefSeq, a predicted model, not a curated record
AUGAAAUCCCCGGCUGCCCUGCCCGUCCUGCUGCUCCUCAUCCUGUACCUCACAGCUGGGGCGUCUGCAGCACUAAGUUAUGUGGUCACGUCCCCAGCUGUGAUCUACCACCCCCACACAGCGAUGCUGUGGGUCCAUCUCAGUGGCCUCCAUGAGCCUGUCCAGGUGACCAUCCAGCUGCAGAGUGCAGACAGGACCCGUAACAUCACCUUGGUGGACAGGAAGGUCCAGGAGCCUCAUCUGUACCUGAACAUCACCUUCCACGCUCCAGCCCCUGCCAAAGGGAAGGAGGAAAUCGUAGACCUGCACAUCUCAAUCCAGGGAGAUUUCCUGGAUGUCUCCAAGAAGAAGAAGGUGAUGCUGAGAGCCCUGGAGCCUGGGAUCUUCAUACAGACAGACAAGGCUGUCUACAAGCCUGGACAGCACGUGAAGUUUCGAAUUGUCUCAUUGGAUAAAGACUUCACUCCCAGCAAUAAGAAGCUGCCCCUGGUGUUCCUGAAGGAUCCCAGCGGGAACCGCAUCGCGCAGUGGCGGGAGGUGAGCCCGCGGCAGGGCAUCGUGGACCUCUCCCUCCCGCUGGCUGCAGAGCCGGCCCUGGGCACGUACAUCAUCGAGGUGGAGGGGAAGAGCCACUCCUUCAGCGUGGAGGAAUAUGUGCUGCCUAAGUUUGAGAUGACCAUUGAUCUCCCUGCCGUGGUGCUGGAGAAGGACAAGAAGUUCCAGAUGGAGAUUUGUGGACGGUACACCUAUGGGAAGCCCGUCCAGGGGAAGGUCCAGGCCAGCUUGUGCCAGCCCUUCAGGCACAUCGGGAUCCUGUAUAGACCUCACGAUGCCCCCCAGAAAGAGGCGAAUUGCAUCGAGGUUAGCGGGCAGACUGAGAAGAAUGGCUGCUUUUCAACAGAGGUUUUGUUGACUGCCUUCAACCUGACCAGCUCCAUGUAUCAGAAGCAAUUCCAAGUCCAGGCAUCGCUGGUGGAGGAUGGCACAGGGUUGGAGCUGAAAAACACCAAGAGCUGCAAGAUUUUACCUGAAAUCCUCACCGUCACCUUCGAAAACACCGAUGAUUUCUACAAGCCCGGCAUCCCCUACACUGGGACGAUGCUGCUGAAGGGAGCUGACGGCGCUGUGCUGCCGCAGAAGCAGCUCUUGCUCGUUGUUAGCCAGCAAGGAAAAGAUACAAGACAGACCUUCCUGACAGACAGAUCAGGGAGAGCCUCCUUCGAGCUGGAGACCUCUGGUUGGAGUGGCACGGUCUCCCUGCGUGGUCAAGUCAAUGAGACAGUGCACACCGAGAACGAUGGCUCAACACACAUCUACCAAAAUGCCUAUGCGUACCUCAGCCCCUUCUUUUCGGCGAGCAGGAGCUUCCUGCGGAUCCGCCGGCUGGAGAGCGAGCUGCCCUGCGGCCAGUCCCAGCAGCUCUGGGUGGACUACAUCUUCAGCAAGGAGGCCUUGGGGACUGAGCUGGGGAGCCUGGAUGUGGUCUUCCUGGUCCUGGCCAAGGGGACCAUUGCCACCGUCCUCAGGAAAGAGCUGCCUGCAGAGGCUGGCCUGAGAGGCUUCUUCUCCCUGGAGCUGCCCAUCGGCCCCGAGCUGGCACCCACAGCCAAGGUGCUGGGCUACGUGGUGCUGCCCGACAGUGAGAUGGUGGCUGACAGCACCGAGCUCAAGGUGGCCAAGUGCUUCCCCAACAAGGUGAAGAUGGCUUUUUCGGAGGACAGGGCUCUGCCCGGCUCGGCGCUGCGGCUGGAGCUGGAGGCUGCCCCAGGGUCCCUGUGCGCCGUCCGUGCCGUGGACCGCAGCGUGCUGCUCUUGAAGCCCGAGGCUGAGCUCAACACAGAGGCGGUCUACAAAGUACUCCCCGAAUUUGACUACCCUGGAAGCAUUCAAGACCCACCACCCUGUUCAGCAUUUUCCUGGGACAAUUCCCAGAUGGACACCUACAAGCUAUUUCAGAACGCAGCACUGAAACUUUUCACCAAUGCCAAGACCGGAGAUGUUUGCAAAGAGAGGCUCGGCUUGCCUGGGAUUGCGGGUCCCCAAGGUCCCAGAGGUGGCUUUGAUUCCUAUGAUGUCACCUAUUUGCGGGAAAAAACUGUUUUCCCAGAGGUAAUGAACCGUGGCGUCCCAGAAGUAAUGGACCGUGAUAGCCUAGCCGUCGCUGUCCAGGAAGAGCCACCGGCGCCCCGGACGUAUUUCCCAGAGACGUGGCUGUGGGACCUGGUCCCCGUGGGGGAGGGGGGCUCUGCAGAGAUGACGGUGACAGUGCCCGAUGCCAUCACCAACUGGGAAGCUGGGAUGUUCUGCACGGCCCCGUUGGGCUUGGGGCUGGCUCCUGCCACCACCCUCACGGCCUUCAAGCCUUUCUUCGUGGAGCUGGCGCUGCCCUACGCCGUGGUCCGCCACGAAGCCUUCACCCUCGUGGCCACCGUCUUCAACUACCUGCGGCAGUGCCUGCGGGUUCAGGUGACGCUGGCAGAGUCGUCGGAGCUGGAGGUGUCGGUGGGCACGGGCGAGGUGUACACUGGUUGUAUCUGUGCAGACGAAGCGAGGACCUUCCGGUGGGGCGUGCGAGCCACCAGCCUGGGGGAGGUGAAUAUCACUGUCAGCACUGAGGCCCUCAGCUCCAAGGAGCUCUGCGGCAAUGAGAUGCCCGUGGUGCCGGCCCAGGGGCGCGUGGACACCUUGAUAAAGCCCUUGCUGGUGCAGCCCGGGGGGAUCCUGGUGGAGAAGGCACACAGCUCCCUGCUCUGCCAGGAAGUCGCUGAAGAAAUAUCCCUGGAGGUUCCUGCAAACAUCUUGGAGGGCUCCCAGCGAGCCCACGUCACCGUGAUGGGCGACAUCAUGGGCAACGCUCUGCAGAACCUGGACCGCCUCCUGGCCAUGCCCUACGGCUGCGGGGAGCAGAACAUGGUUCACUUUGCCCCCAACAUCUACAUCCAGCAGUACCUGGAGAAGAGUGGGCAGCUGCACCCCGACAUCCGUGCCAAGGCGCAGGGCUUCCUGCAGAGCGGGUACCAGCGAGAGCUGCUCUACAAACAUGAUGAUGGCUCUUACAGCGCCUUCGGGAAGAGCGAUGACAGUGGCAAUACCUGGCUGACGGCGUUUGUCCUCAAGUCCUUUGGGCAAGCCAGAGCCUACGUGGCCAUUGAGGAGCGGCACAUCACGGAUGCACUGCGCUGGCUGCAGGAGAAGCAGCGGGAGACGGGCUGCUUCCGCAAUGUGGGAAAGCUCUUCAACAAUGCCCUGAAGGGUGGCGUCUCGGACGAGCUCUCGCUGUCAGCUUAUGUCACGGCUGCGAUGCUGGAGCUGGGGCUGUCCCCAACGGACCCAAAGGUGAGCUCAGCCCUGCAGUGCCUGGAGGCUUCGGCCACGGACGACCCCUACACGCAGGCGCUGCUCGCCUACGUCUUCGGGCUGGCGGGGCGAGGGAAGCAGCAGGAAGCCCAGCUGCAGAGCCUGGCCCAGUACAGCAUCAGCACAGAGGGGCAGCUCCACUGGCAGAGGAAGGGGAAGGCUCUGCCCCCCUCGCAGCCCUCCUGGGCUGCUGCCGCGCCGGCGGAGGUGGAGAUGACCGCCUACGUCCUCCUGGCCUACCUCUCCAAGCCCCAAGUGUCCUCUGCCGACCUGGCAACUGCUUCCCAAAUCGUCCGCUGGCUCAGCAAGCAGCAAAACCCCUACGGGGGCUUCGCCUCCACACAGGACACUGUGGUGGCCCUGCAAGCCCUGGCCAAGUACGCCACCCUGACAUACGGCAGCAAUGGGGACUUCAUGGUGACAGUGACGUCCCCGACGGGCACCACGCAGGACUUCGUGCUGCACAGCAGCAACCGGCUGGUGCUGCAGCGGGCGGCUCUGCAUGAGCUGCCGGGGACGUAUGGGGUGCGAGCCCGCGGGCAGGGCUGCGCCCUGGUGCAGGUGACCCUGCGCUAUAACAUGCCACCCCCUCCGAGCAUGGGGACGUUCGACCUCCGUGUGGAGACAGAGCCCAGGGAGUGCACAGGGGAUGCCAGCGCCCGCUUCCGCCUCCUCCUUCGGGCACGGUACACCGGGGAGCGUCCUGCCACCAACAUGGCUGUCAUCGAGGCCAAGCUGCCGUCUGGCUACAUCCCGGACAAGAGCUCUGUGGUGGAGCUGAAGAGGCAGAAGCUGGUGAAGAAGGUGGAGGUGCAGCCCGACCAAGUGACGAUUUACCUGGACCAGCUGACGAAGGAGGAGGAGACCUUCGCCUUCACCGCCACACAGGACUUCCCAGUGAGGAACCUCCAGCCAGCCACCGUGAUGCUGUACGACUACUACGAGACGGGUGACCACACAGAUGCUGCCUACAGUGCACCUUGCAGCUCAGGCUCCCACACCUAG